Dromiciops gliroides (monito del monte) is the source of this 783-nucleotide messenger RNA. Its product is annotated as keratin-associated protein 10-3-like. Lineage: Eukaryota; Metazoa; Chordata; Mammalia; Microbiotheria; Microbiotheriidae. The transcript has a single exon. The coding region runs from base 52 to 783 and encodes 243 amino acids. Gene Ontology annotation, cellular component: keratin filament. The record is from RefSeq and is a predicted model, not a curated record.
ACCCCUCUGCCACUCUUAGCUGCCCAAGGCACCAGCACAGCUUCUCCCAUCAUGGCAGACUCCUGUUUUUCUGGGCCCUGUGUUCCCACAGCCUCAGCCGCCUCAGUCUGCUCCAGUGAUGUGAGUUGUGGCAGCAACAUCUGCCUGCCCAGUUCUGGCAUGGGCUCCUCCUGGCAGCUGGACGACUGCCCAGAGAGCUGUUGUGAACCUGGCUGCUGUGGGCCCUCCUGCUGCCCUGCCCCAUGCUGCACACCAGCCUCCUGCCUGACCCUGGUGUGCCGCCCAGUCUGCUGUGUGCCUGCCACCUGCCAGCCAGUGUGUGCACCCAGCCCCUGCCAGUCUGUGUGCACCUCCUCCUGCUCCCCAGACUGCUGCCAGCAGUCUUGCUGCCAGCCCAUUGCCUGUGGGGCUUCCUCCUGCCAGCAGUCUUGCUUCCAGCCCAGCUGCUGCAUUGCCCUCCCUGGGUGCUGCAAGCCCAGCUGCUGUAUGACCACAGCCUGUGCUCCAGCCUCCUCCUGCUGCCAGCCCAGCUGCUGCUGCCCUGCCUCCUGUGUGUCCCUCGUCUGUAGGCCAGUGUGCAGACCAGCCACCUGCUGUGUGCCUCUCUCCUGCAAACCCUCCUGCUGCACCACCACCUCCUCCUCCUCCUGCUGCUGUGCACCCUCCUGCUGUCCAGCCACCAGCUGCUGCCGCCCUUCCUCUUGUGUGUCCCUCCUCUGCCAGCCCACCUGCUGCAAGCCUGCCUGCUGCACUGCCACCUCUGGCCAAAAAUCCUGCUGCUGA